AUGCGCGGCGCCGCGAAGCCGCUGUCGAAGAUCAAGAGCCCGGGCGCGAGCGGCGGCGGCGGCGGCGGAGGCGGCGGCGGCUCGGACGUCUCCGAGUCCGACGACGACGAAUCGCGAUCCGACGCCGACGCCGACGCCGACGCCGACGACGCCGCGGCGGUGCCGGACUACUUCGCCGACGCGCUCAAAACGCUCGGACACAACCGAGGCACGACGCCGAUCCAGCGCGAGUGCUGGCCGCCGUGCUGCGAGGGGAGAGACGUCCUUGGGAUCGCGCCGCCGGGCUCGGGAAAGACGCUGGCGUACUUACUCCCCGCCGUCGAGUUCGCGUUGCGCGACGCGCGCGAUUUCCCCCGCGCGAAGAGAGACCCGCGCGGGCGACCGUCCGCGCUCGUGAUCACGCCGACGCGCGAGCUCGCGAUGCAAGUCGCGACGGUGUGUCGGAAACUGAAACGCGCGGCGCCGGUGCGUUGCGUCGCCGUCUACGGCGGCGCGAGCCAGGCGGAGCAAGAGGAGGAGCUCGCGCAGCCGUCGUCGUUGGCGUUGCUCGUCGUGGGGACCCCGGGGAGGUUGCUCGCGACGACGGAGAGCGGCGCGCUGGGGUUGGAGCGCGCGCGUUUGCUCGUGCUGGACGAGGCGGACCGCAUGCUCGCGCUGGGGUUCGCGGAGCAGCUCGAGAAGCUCCGCGGAGCCGCCGCCGGGCUCGGGUCGAGGCCGGGACGGCAGACGCUGCUGUUCAGCGCGACGUUCCCGAAGACCGUGCGCGCGCGAUCGAACGAGGCGACCGUCGCGGUCGCCGCGGGGGGCAAAGCCGGCGACGGCGACGGCGGCGCGCGCGGUGUCUCCAACGUGGACCAGACCGUGCACGUGUGCGCGGAGCACAAGAAGGGCAGGAAGCUCCUGAAGCACAUCACGGAGCUGCGGAAGAACGACGGGCGGAGCCGGUCGCGCGUCUUGGUGUUCGCGAACCGAAUCAAGACGGUGAACUUCGUCGGGGACAUGCUCAGACGCCACGGCGAGAAAACCGGCACGCUCCACGGGGAGAUGAAGCAAGAGAAGCGCGAGCUCGCGCUCGGGGACUUCAAGAGCGGGAAGUGCCCCGUGCUCGUCGCGACGGACGUCGCCGGGCGAGGCCUGGACAUCACCGGUCUGGAACACGUCGUGAACUGGGACAUGCCCGGCAGCGUGGAGCAGUACGCGCACAGAGUCGGCAGGGCGGGGCGGGCGGGGCGUCGCGGCGCGGCGUUGACUUUCUUCACGCGGAACAUGGCGCCGACGGCGCCGGACCUCGUGAAGUUGCUGAGGAAAGGGGGGCACUUCGUGGAUCCAAACUUGGAGGCGCUGGCGAAGGCGGGGAAAGGCGGGAAAGGCGGGAAAGGCGGCGGGAGGGGCGGCGGGAGGGGCGGCGGACGCGGGCGCGGAGGACGAGGGAAACGUUGGUGA
Messenger RNA from Micromonas pusilla CCMP1545, 1443 nucleotides. RefSeq lists its product as uncharacterized. Bases 1 to 1443 code for a protein of 480 amino acids. Gene Ontology annotation, molecular function: ATP binding; nucleic acid binding. The record is from RefSeq and is a predicted model, not a curated record. The transcript is spliced from 5 exons. NCBI's taxonomy places the organism in Eukaryota, Viridiplantae, Chlorophyta, Mamiellophyceae, Mamiellales, Mamiellaceae.